This is a messenger RNA of Tympanuchus pallidicinctus (lesser prairie-chicken), 1098 nucleotides long. RefSeq names its product DNA-directed RNA polymerase II subunit RPB1-like. The record is from RefSeq and is a predicted model, not a curated record. NCBI's taxonomy places the organism in Eukaryota, Metazoa, Chordata, Aves, Galliformes, Phasianidae. Bases 34 to 1098 code for a protein of 354 amino acids. The transcript is spliced from 3 exons.
CUACAGAGUUCCCAUGUGCCCUAUUGCGUCCCCAUGUGUUCCUAUGGAGUCCCCAUGGGUCCCUAUGGCGUCCUCUUGUGUCCCUAUGGAGUCCCCUUGUGUUCCUAUGGAUUCCCCAUGUGUCCCUAUGGCGUCCCCAUGUGUCCCUAUGGCAUCCCCAUGUGUCCCUAUGGAUUCCCCAUGUGUCCCUAUGGCAUCCCCUUGUGUCCCUAUGGAUUCCCCAUGUGUCCCUAUGGCAUCCCCAUGUGUCCCUAUGGUGUCCCCAUGUGUCCCUAUGGAGACCCCAUGUGUCCCUAUGGAGACCCCAUGUGUCCCUAUGGCAUCCCCAUGUGUCCCUAUGGAGUCCCUAUGUGUCCCUACAGCGUCCCCAUGUGUCCCUAUGGAGUCCCCAUGUGUCCCUAUGGCAUCCCCAUGUGUCCCUAUGGAGUCCCCAUGUGUCCCUAUGGCACCCCCAUGUGUCCCUAUGGAUUCCCCAUGUGUCCCUAUGGCACCCCCAUGUGUCCCUAUGGAGUCCCCAUAUGUCCCUAUGGAUUCCCCAUGUGUCCCUAUGGAUCCCCAUGUGUCCCUAUGGCAUCCCCAUGUGUCCCUACGGUGUCCCCAUGUGUCCCUAUGGAGUUCCCAUGUGUCCCUACGGUGUCCCCAUGUGUCCCUAUGGCAUCCCCAUGUGUCCUUAUGGUGUCCCAAUGUGUCCCUAAGGAGUCCCCAUGUGUCCCUAUGGGAUCCCCAUAUGUCCCUAUGGAGUCCCCUUGUGUCCCUAUGGCAUCCCCUUGUGUCCCUAUGGAUUCCCCAUGUGUCCCUAUGGCAUCCCCAUGUGUCCCUACGGAGUCCCCAUGUGUCCCUACGGAGUCCCCUUGUGUCCCUAUGGAGUCCCCUUGUGUCCCUAUGGAUUCCCCAUGUGUCCCUAUGGAGUCCCCAUGUGUCCCUACAGAGUCCCCAUGUGUCCCUAUGGCAUUCCCAUGUGUCCCUAUGGAGUCUCCAUGUGUCCCUACGGUGUCCCCAUGUGUCCCUAUGGCGUCCUCAUGUGUCCCUAUGGAUUCCUCAUGUGUCCCUAUGGAGUCCCCAUGUGUCCCUACAGCGUCCCCAUUGCCCCGCAAGUGA